AUGCCGGAAACCCUCGAGGGUAGGAGAAACCAAGAUAUUAAAGAAAGUCCACUGCGGAGGGACAGAGGGAACAGUUUGGGCAGAGGGUUCUGUAAAGUGAAAAAAAAAACUGUCGGAGAAUUAUUUGUAGACGAACAAUGCAAGUUAAAAAGAAGAUACGGUAGAAGGAAUGGAACACACAAUAAACAAUUGAGGGUUAAGAAAAUAAGAAGUCUCGGUAGACAAGGCACUUUUGUAAAGAUGUUGUUUGUAUAUUGUUUGUCGGCAGUUAUAACGCCACACUCUGAAAAUGGAUAUAUAGUAAAAGACAAAAACAUAUUUUUCGAUUCCGGGAAGACAGUUGCUAAAACGUGUUCAAGAGAUUAUUAUAUUAUGAUAAAUACCCGGUGUGUAUCGAAUGGUAAAGGACAAUAUCUUGAGUUCAAAUGA
Messenger RNA from Phycomyces blakesleeanus NRRL 1555(-), 429 nucleotides. RefSeq lists its product as hypothetical. NCBI's taxonomy places the organism in Eukaryota, Fungi, Mucoromycota, Mucoromycetes, Mucorales, Phycomycetaceae. The transcript has 6 exons. The record is from RefSeq and is a predicted model, not a curated record. The coding region runs from base 1 to 429 and encodes 142 amino acids.